UUCACGCACGAAAAGACAACAGAAGGUAUAACAUAAGUCUAUGGUCCCGCAUAAAAGACCAACAGUGACUUAGCUCUUGUCAAAAGUCCGACUUGUUUUACUGGCGGGAAAAGCCGUCCUAACUUAAGUCACCGUCAGUAAUGGACGGUGCCAUGUUGGUGGCUGAAGAACCCAAAAGUGCAGCGGAGCUGAGAGCCUCCGACCAAGCUGUCUCAUACCUGUCCGGCAUUGAGCCCUCGGAGCUGCAGAGGUGUGUGUUUCCGGAGUCUCUGGUGAUGGUGUCGGAGGACAGCAGAGAUUUGGGGACAUUCAAAGUGGAAGUGGAGUUUUCCCGUCGCCUCGAGCAGCCUUGCAUGCUGCUACACGCUCAAAGCCACGGAGCAGCUGAUGGUCACCCCUGUGGGACGACGGUGACAGACCACCGUGUGGAAAAGAGGAGCCACAUGGUGCAGAGUGAUGGGAGGAUGCUGAUUGAUAAAGUCACCACUGUAGGAGAGGAGGUGACAAAAGAAAGUGCCUCCUAUGCCAUGUCUGACCUCAGAGGGCUGGUCACUGAAGGCUCCAGCCUGCUGCUGAUGCGUCUGCUCGCUCUGAGGAAGGAGGUCCCCGAUCGCAUGGCCUUUAUCUCCUUGGAUCAGAGUUUGCAAAUCACCCCCACCACUUUUAGCGAGCUGGGCAGGAAGCAGAUGGAAAUCGGCGACGAGGUCCUGGAGGUGUUUGGGAUACAGAAGAUGGUUCACUCUGUGGAGGGGAGCUCCCCUACCUGGCAGUGCUUCUUCCUGCAAGAUGGCCACUUGGCCAGCAGGAUGCAGGUGGGAUCCCCCGUCACCACGAAGCUUCUGCAGCUGCCAUCAAAGUCACAGAAAGGUUUUCAUUUCUACACGUGUGCACGUUUUGAAAAAAUCCCACUUGUGUGGGAGGAGGACAUGCAGAUGCACUCUAACUUCCUGGACAGAAAGGCGGAGCUGAAGGCGGACCACACUUCGUACCUGAGACAGCACCCUGAAAUUCGAGCCCUCAUAUCUGACUUCUUGCAGUUCUUGCUGCUGAGGAAACCAAACGAUGUUUUCCAGUUUGCCAAAGAGUAUUUUAUCCCCUUUUCUUCCACCCAUCCUCCAGAUCAAACCUGAUACUCCAGACUCCAGCCCCCGUAUAAAGGAAACAUGGGGCUUUGUGAUCGGUUCAAUAACUUAAUAGAGUUUAAUAAAGUUUGGUGUACCAAUGGCAUUUGACUGCUAAGCAAAGUGACUCGUGUAUAAAGCUUAUUCCAACCGUAGGAGUUUCCCUAUCGGUUUCCGGGAAAAGGCGGAGUGGCUGUUUUGAAAAAAAAAGUGCAUG
Messenger RNA from Menidia menidia (Atlantic silverside), 1338 nucleotides. Lineage: Eukaryota; Metazoa; Chordata; Actinopteri; Atheriniformes; Atherinopsidae. The record is from the annotation of a GenBank genome assembly.